Anarrhichthys ocellatus (wolf-eel) is the source of this 4154-nucleotide messenger RNA. RefSeq lists its product as uncharacterized. Lineage: Eukaryota; Metazoa; Chordata; Actinopteri; Perciformes; Anarhichadidae. The transcript has 2 exons. Gene Ontology annotation, cellular component: plasma membrane. Bases 611 to 2158 code for a protein of 515 amino acids. Gene Ontology annotation, biological process: neuron projection development. The record is from RefSeq and is a predicted model, not a curated record.
GGGUGUGAAACUAAAGCGGUAACUGUGGUCAGAGUGUGUGAUGAGUGAGGAUGAAGAAGAAGGAGUGGGAGAAUGGAGACAGAGAAACAGGCUGUUUGUUUUUAUUUGCUCUCUCGUGCACGCGUACAUUCAUGCAUCCGCCCUGCUCCUCUCUUCCCAGGUGGAGGGACGAUGACGCUGGUUGCCUGACUAUCUCCCCUCAUUAUCAUUCUCCCACCCCCUCCAUCCCUCUCCCACUACAGCUGGAUAAGCCAGCCGCUAACCGGCUCGACUCUCUCCUACAGAACAGGGAUUUGAAGAUUGCAUCCUCACAUUUGUAAUCAGAUGUAGGGAAGGAUUAUCUCAAGGUCUCCUCCAUCUUGUUUACAGCCGGGGGGGUUGCUGAGACAAAGGAGAUAGAGCAGAGGGAUUGCAUGCAACUCAGUGAAUGGAGUGUAGUUAAAGAUAGAGAGAGAGGGGAGAGGUCACCUGUGGAUGUGAGGAGAGGGAGGAGGAGGAGGAGGAAGAGAAUGAGGGCUUCCUAAGGAACUGCACCCAUCACCCGACACAUCCGACAAGAAAGAGAAAAAGAUAGGCUCAGCAGCAAGUAUCUCACUGUGAAAGGUUUUCCAUGGCAGAUGCCGGGCGUCCUGUGUCAGAGCAGCUCCCACUAGGGGUCGCUGCUUCCUUGGACUCUACCCUCUCUGAUCAUUCGCUCUUUGACACCUCCAAGACACAGACAAUAACACCCUCCAGACUGGCAGGAGGACCAGGUAACACCUCCCAGGAGGAACCAAAAAAGGCCAUCAGAGAGAUCUGUAAAGAACAUCCAGCUACUUCUACGACCAGAGAAACCAAUUGCAGCAGUCUGAGGGUCAGCGGGGAGCCUGGCGACCAAGAACGAAGCCAAUCAGAAUGCCUGGUGCCGUCCAGGGCUUCAAGCCACCUCCAUGGUCUGGCUGAGACGCAUACAUCCACACAUCACCACGAGUCCGUGAAUGCAAUCGAUGACAAUCCUUGGGCUGGUCAGACAGAGCAGAGCAUGAAGCCGGCCUACCUCCCUGUUCACAGGAGCCACUCAGACACUUUACCUCUGGUUCAACAGGGAGUGGCCCCCCGGGCUCCAGUCAGCGGGACUCGUGCACCUGCUUACUACGGUGGAGAAAAAAGUAGCCAACAGGCCCAGACUCACUCCAUGUUAGCCUGCAAGCAGCCCAUGCCGCUGCAGCAGUGCAGCAUCAUCACCACCAUUUGCAGAGGGGCCAUCAGCGAAGAAGGUGGUGCACAGCAGCCUCAGACCAGGUGUGUCUGUGUCUCGUCGCCCAAGGCAGAACCCAAAGUGCAGGGUGUUGGAGAAACGGGUCCUUUUCCCCCUAAAUGUAACAAGACACUCUGCUAUGGCUGUUACAACCAUCAUGUCAAUUUUGAGGACACAUUCGCUGCCUACUGUCACCCCCAGCCCAUCCCAGCCCCCUCUCAGCUGCUGCACCGCCCGGCCGGCAUAGAGCCAGACUGUGACAUCCAGGAUGCGGUGGCACCUCCUUCAGCGACGAACCACCUCACCCUACCUCGCCUCAUCUCCUCUGUUAGUGAGACGGGCCUGGAUGCCAAACACCUGCUGCGGUGCUGCAACCUCAACUGCUCUUGGAUCAGCUUGCUGCCUCCUGGUGCUGGGCCACAGUCCCAAAAACACUUUGGUGGUGAAGAGUGCUGCAUCAGUCCCGUUAGCCAUUUCAGAACCAUAACUCGGGAAGCGGGGACUAUGACGGCCCACAAAGUGCUGAGGGAUGUCGGGGUGCAGACAGGACAUAUUGUCACGCCCCAUGUGUUCCCCCAGAUCUGCCUGGCAGAGGAGAGCAGGACGUCCUGCAGCCAGACUCUCAAGAAGCCAGGCGGUGCUCCCAAGUCGCCAGUAAAGGAGGUGAAGUGGGAUGCAGAAGGGAUGACGUGGGAGGUGUACGGGGCCUCUGUGGACCCGGAGGAGCUGGGCGUGGCCAUCCAGAAACACCUGGAGAUGCAGAUCAAGGAGACAGCGAGCCAGGCGGCCAAGCUGUUGCGUCAGGACACCAACGUCUCUCAGCAGGUCGGGAACGCCGGCUGUCAGAGAAAGAGGAGCAGGAUGAUGAGCUCCAUCCGAACCCCCGCCUGCUGCACUCGCAGCACUACAACUGUAGACUAACGGGACAUGGGUAAGGCUAGUCUCAGCCCAUGGAAGAUAGAAUAAUCUGCAUACCAGAACCAAUGGAAAAGCUUGUUAUGAAAUGACAUUUAAAGAUUUGUGGUUUGAAAAGAGGAAAAAGAAAAAGCGCUGAGAAGGAAGCAAAUGAUGAACUAACAGCGGUGUUAUAUUUCAUCAUUUGAUGUCUAAUGGUUCAACGUUUCAACUAUUGGAAUCAUGAUUCCUGCAGCUGUGCACUGCCAGUGUUUUCAGAGGGCAGUGCAACCAAACCCUCUUAAUCCCUGCUUCGCCGCCUCCUCCCUCUCCCAUCCCCACCACUUUGUGGGUUUGGUGUGCCUCCGCCUGGCUGACUGGGGCUCCACAUGGUGUUUGGCCUCUUGAGUGACAUGCGCUGACACAUUGCAGGGGAUGCUUUAUCUGACAUUCCAGUCUACGGCCACUGAAACAGCCAUAGAGUCCAAUUCACCCCUUUCUUCACAAAGCAUCACCACAUGAUACUAAAACAUCAGCCUUCUAUUGAUACGAUGCUGGAGAGUGGGGUUUUGUGACAUGUUUUUAAAUGGCACACAGCAGUAACAUGUCAUAAUCAGUAGUGGCUUAUAUAUGCCUAGGGUGAGUGCUACCUGAAGAACAGCAAAGCACUGGUCACUUCUCAAUCCUGAGGCUGCUGUACUUUAUGUAUUCAUGGCUCUGGCACCAGCUCAUAAUCUACAGCAGUCUUUCCCAAACAAUGGGUCGGGACCCUCAGGUCGGUUGCAGGAGAUUUUAUUUGGGUCGUCAAAUAAAUGAACAGAAUUUCAUCCAUAGUCUUUUAUUUACACAUUUCUAUCUACAGUACACCUUUGAGUGUUUGUAGUAUUCUGAUAAUUAGCCUACUUAAAUAAUAUGAAAGGCUAGCAUACGUUUUGUUUGUUUAAUUGAUGACAGGGGGAAAAGGUUCUGUUAACACAACCUAAAUGCAUAUCGUUUAACUGAUGAGAGGAAAUGAAAAGAAUGACAUUGCGAGUUGUGAUUUUUCAAACAUAUAACUUUUCUAAAUAUCUGCUUUACCUCUUCAAGAUGAUAUAUGGUGAUGUGGAAAUGGCAAUUAUUAGGACUGUUCAUUUAUACACAAAUUUGCUUUUCUCACAUUUGUUUGAGAAAUGAGUCCCUAGAAAGCAGGUUUGGGAAGCACAGAUCUACAAUAACACAUUAGUAUUCAUUGUGGGGUGAAAUGAACACUGCAGCCUACUUUAAUCAUGUUUAUAUGAUCCAGACAAGCCUCUCCACUUCCUUGUCACAACUGUGUAACUGAUGUUAAUGUAAUACAGCAAAGCAUCAGCAAAGCAUCAGCAGAUAAAUUGCCCAGUCAAGUAUCAGAAACACCGGUAAUGGAAAAUACAUAAUUUAGGUGGUAUGAAAUCAGUAAAUCAAACUGUUUCACUUCAUAGAGCAAAGACAAUAGAGCUCCUGACCCGAGCCACGCAGUACACCACUGUGGGAUUCAUCAGUGUCAUCUAUGAAUGAAACAGAGACUAAGAAGGAAACGUGACUGUGCAUUAAGUGUCUAACACACUGUGAAACACAAGCAUGUGCUGCAGUAUUCCUCCUGCUGCUGAAGAAUCCUGUUUUACAGACUUCUCCGUUCCUGAUGCCAUAACUUUUUUUAUUAGAAAGAAACCCUUGAAUAAUGAAACAUGUGAAGGGUGAGGUUAUCAGAUUUUAUUUUGUGUAAAACGUAAAGAUGUUUUAGUUUACUAUAUAUAUCAUACUUCGGUAUACUGUAUCUUAAUGAUUUACAGAUAUAUCGUCUUCAUUUUUGUGAAACAGACAUUGAAUGUAUUUCUGCUUUCUCCAGUGAUCUUCAGCUCCAUUAUUCAUAUUUCCUUUCUGUUUGUUUCCACUUGUGUCUAGUUAAAUCCAUUGCCAGAGGUUAUGUGACGUCAUCAACUCUGUUGUGUCAGUUCAGUGUAAAGCUUUUGCAAACAGACUGGAUUAAAGGCCCAGACACACCAAA